Pseudonaja textilis is the source of this 533-nucleotide messenger RNA. It is a transcript of the gene RPS17, whose product is annotated as ribosomal protein S17. Gene Ontology annotation, cellular component: ribosome. Gene Ontology annotation, molecular function: structural constituent of ribosome. NCBI's taxonomy places the organism in Eukaryota, Metazoa, Chordata, Lepidosauria, Squamata, Elapidae. Gene Ontology annotation, biological process: translation. The record is from RefSeq and is a predicted model, not a curated record.
UCGCUUUGCUCUCCCAGACCGACCUUUCUAGUUCCUUUCCCAAGAUCCUUUGCUCCCUUUUCCGACCGGGAGCUGCUAAGAUGGGACGCGUCCGUACCAAGACGGUGAAAAAAGCGGCACGGGUGAUCAUUGAAAAAUACUACACUCGCCUUGGAAAUGACUUCCACACAAACAAGCGCGUGUGUGAGGAGAUCGCCAUCAUCCCUAGCAAGAAACUGCGGAACAAAAUCGCUGGGUAUGUCACCCAUCUGAUGAAGCGCAUUCAAAGAGGGCCAGUCAGAGGUAUCUCUAUCAAACUACAAGAAGAGGAAAGAGAAAGGAGGGAUAACUAUGUCCCCGAGGUCUCUGCCCUGGAUCAGGAGAUCAUUGAAGUGGAUCCAGAUACCAAGGAAAUGUUGAAGUUGCUGGACUUUGGCAGCCUGUCCAACCUGCAGGUCACACAGCCUACCGUAGGGAUGAACUUCAAAACUCCAAGAGGCGCCAUCUAAAGCCAUUUCCGCAUUGUCACUUUUACAAUAAAUAUGUAGAAACAA